This is a messenger RNA of Paraphaeosphaeria sporulosa, 1309 nucleotides long. RefSeq lists its product as uncharacterized. Gene Ontology annotation, cellular component: membrane. Gene Ontology annotation, molecular function: malate transmembrane transporter activity. The transcript has 3 exons. The coding region runs from base 114 to 1238 and encodes 374 amino acids. Gene Ontology annotation, biological process: malate transmembrane transport. Lineage: Eukaryota; Fungi; Ascomycota; Dothideomycetes; Pleosporales; Didymosphaeriaceae. The record is from RefSeq and is a predicted model, not a curated record.
GAAAGUUGGGCUUAGGGAUAGGAUUGCGCAUUUCACUUGGCCAUGGUAAGCACCGCAACUCGGGCCCCUGGGACAGACAUGUCUGACUGCUCCCCCACAGGUUCGCGUGCACAAUGUCGACCGGCGCCAUCGCCGUCGUGUUGGCAAACACCCCAAACACCUUCCCCGGCCUCAUGACCAUCGGCAAAAUCUUCUACAUCACUAACCUAAUCCUUUUCGUCUUGUUCACCGCACUGAUAACAACGCGCUUCAUUCUCGUGCCCGCAAAACUCGUCGCCUCGCUACUACACCCAGUGGAAGGCCUCUUCUUCGGCGCGUACUGGGUCACCGUCAGUCUGAUCCUGAACGGCGCGCAGAGCUACGGCGUUCCAGCCAGCGGACCGUGGCUCGUCAAAGCGCUCGAGAUAUGCUACUGGACGUACUGCGGCGUGGUCUUUGUCGUGGGUGUAGGACAGUACUACGUCUUCUUCCAGAGCGUGAAGCUGAACAUGCACGACGCGGUGCCGGCGUGGAUCUUUCCCAUCUACCCGCUCCUUGUCGUCGGGACGAUGGCGGGGACGAUGAUACCCAGCCAGCCGACGGACCGAGGGUGGUAUAUGUGGGUCGGAGCGGUGGCUUUCCAAGGUCUGGCCUGGGUCGUCGCACUCCUCAUGUACUCGCUGUACACGCAGCGUCUCAUGACCAGCGAACUACCCUCGCCCUCCACACGCCCAGGCAUGUACGUCUCCGUCGGGCCCGCAGGGUACACGGCGGCGGGCCUCAUCUCGCUCGCCACGCAAGCCUCCACUGUCGUACCCGGUUCCCAGUUCACGCAGCUUGCGCUCCCGGACGGCGAUCUCAUCAAGAACCUGGGCAUCCUCGCCGGCUUGUUCAUCAUCCUGUUUGCCUUCUGGUUUUGCUGCAUUUCAACGGUUGCGGUGCUCGCGGGUGUGCGCCAGAUGUCUUUUACACUGAACUGGUGGGCGUUCAUUUUUCCGAAUGCUGGACUAACGCUGGCGACGAUCCAGAUUGCGGGGGCGCUGAACAGUGACGGAAUACGAGGCGUGGCCAGCGCACUGACGAUAGUGCUUGUGAUGCUGUGGCUGCUGGUGGCGGUGCUCUGUAUUAAGGCGGUGUACAUGGGGGAGUUGCUGUGGCCUGGGAAAGACGAGGACAAGACCAUGAAGGGAAUCCGCUGGGGGAGAAAUGGCGCGUUUCCGGAAUAUAAUGCCGAGGCGCAGAAGGAGAGGGAAGACUAGAGACUGGGUUUUGUCGCGAUGUCUUCGUUUGAUUAUCUCUAAUGAUGAUACCCGGACUUUGAAUCAUCUAC